AUGUCAUGGCAUUCAUUACACGGCCGGUGUGGGUUGGACUGCAGAGAGGGCAUCCAAUGGGAGGCCCGUGCACAGGCACUGCGAAUCGCGCCGCUUCUGAUUGAGGGCACGCCAGAGGAUGCUUUGGCCAAUGGCGAGGGCCUCGCAGAGGUUGGAAACAAGGUCGGGGCCGUUGGGGGACCGUGGGGAAGACAUAGCGUUGCUAUCCCACUGGGCGCGACUGACGACGAGGACGCGGGCGGCAUGUUCGGCUAA
Messenger RNA from Trametes versicolor FP-101664 SS1, 255 nucleotides. RefSeq lists its product as uncharacterized. The transcript is spliced from 2 exons. The record is from RefSeq and is a predicted model, not a curated record. The coding region runs from base 1 to 255 and encodes 84 amino acids. NCBI's taxonomy places the organism in Eukaryota, Fungi, Basidiomycota, Agaricomycetes, Polyporales, Polyporaceae.